AUGGAUCCCAGUCAAAUCCAGCCAUCCUCAUCUGGAGCAUCACCCACACCACAAAACCAGAAGCUCAAAGACUCGUGUGAUAGGUGUUCUGUCUCCAAGAUAAAAUGCACCAAAGAAAAGCCUUCAUGUGCGCGAUGUGACAAGCUGGGAUACGCGUGUUUCUACAGCCCUGCACGGCGAGUGGGACGGCCACAUCGAUCAAAAGAGUCCUCCAAUAAGAUCGGCGACGCAGACACGCAAACAAGGACCAUUAAACCAAUCAAGUUUAUAGAUGAGGGAGAUAGGCUGCUCUCCCGACUCAACGGGUCAUCUACGCAUGACACCGCCGAUGUCUCCAAUCAACGCUAUACGCACUCUGUGCAACAAGACCAUGUCGCCGAAAACCCGCACCAUCCAGUUGAUCAAGAUUGCACGUUUGUCAUUGUGGAACUCUUCUCUGAAUUGGAGAUUCCUGCCUCGCAGCUUAGGUACUCGUCGUCUGUUGACUCAAGUCUGCUUAACAUGACAACGCAGAUCCUGACUGCUGUCCUCAAUCGUCUCUCUGGUAUUUUGAUCUGCUCUUGUUCCGCCAAGGGCGAAACCGCUAUGUUGAUCUCUGCUGUUUGCAUGACUGUCAUUGAUAUACACGGGAUGAUUCUUGCCAAGUUCCACGAAACGCUAGGAAACAAGGCUAUGGCCUUGCCGGUGAUCGGAGAGCUUUCUAAGGUGGCUACUUUAGUUUUGCAAUUUACUGAUCGAUACAAUGGAGAGUUAUGUCCUGGAGAUUCGAGUGGUCAAUCAGCACUUGCAGGCAAUGCCAUUCCUUUGGACUUUUUGCCAGCGCUGGGCAACUUGAUGCGAGAAAGAUUGCAGCAAAUAACUGAUGAUGCAACAUGUUGGCUAGGAUAG
Messenger RNA from Penicillium longicatenatum, 888 nucleotides. RefSeq names its product Zn(II)2Cys6 transcription factor domain-containing protein. NCBI's taxonomy places the organism in Eukaryota, Fungi, Ascomycota, Eurotiomycetes, Eurotiales, Aspergillaceae. The coding region runs from base 1 to 888 and encodes 295 amino acids. Gene Ontology annotation, cellular component: nucleus. Gene Ontology annotation, biological process: regulation of DNA-templated transcription; aflatoxin biosynthetic process. The record is from RefSeq and is a predicted model, not a curated record. The transcript has a single exon. Gene Ontology annotation, molecular function: DNA-binding transcription factor activity, RNA polymerase II-specific; zinc ion binding; DNA binding.